Molecule: messenger RNA, 1211 nt
Organism: Xyrauchen texanus (razorback sucker)
Lineage: Eukaryota; Metazoa; Chordata; Actinopteri; Cypriniformes; Catostomidae
Exons: 2
Coding region: 257-1003 (248 amino acids)
Source: RefSeq, a predicted model, not a curated record
CUUGAUGUGAACACUGCCACAGACACACUUAGCUCUACUUUAACAACCUGUCUAGACAACAUCUGUCCUCUCUCCUCUAGACCAGCACGGACUACACCACCCAGCCCCUGGCUGUCUGACAUCCUUCGUGAACAUCGGACUGUUCUCAGGGCAGCUGAGAGGAGAUGGCGGAAAUCUAAAGAUCCAGCUGAUCUAGCCCAACGACACCACAGUGACCGUUCGAAUCGCUGCCUGUCUGGCAGACAUCUCGGCCUGGAUGAAGGAACACCACCUUCAACUCAACCCUGCCAAGACAGAACUCCUUGUCUUUCCAGCCAACCCUAUUGUUGAACACAACAUCACCGUGCAGCUGGGUCCAACUACAGUUUCGCCUUCCAAAACGGUCAGAAAUCUAGGGGUAACCAUUGAUGAUGAGCUAAAUUUCACAGACCACAUUUCAAAAACUGCAAGAUCUUGUAGAUUUACACUCUACAAUAUCAGGAAGAUAAGACCCUUCCUCUCUGUACAUGCCACACAACUGCUCGUUCAGUCCCUUGUCAUAACUAGACUGGACUACUGUAAUGCUCUCAUUGCAGGCCUUCCUGCAUGUGCUAUUAGACCUCUCCAAAUGAUCCAGAAUGCAGCAGCACGUCUGGUCUUUAAUGAACCUAAGAGAGCACAUGUUACACCACUCUUUGUCUCUCUCCACUGGCUGCCGGUUCAUGCACGUAUUAAAUUCAAGGCCCUGAUGCUGGCAUAUAAAACAGUCACUGGGUCUGCUCCAGCAUACCUAAAAACAUUUAUGCAGAGCUACGUUCCCACCAGAAGCCUGCGGUCGGCUAAGGAACGUCGCCUUGUCGUACCAAAACAAAGAGGCACCAAAACACUUUCCCGGACUUUCAGUUUCAUCAUACCACGGUGGUGGAAUGACCUUUCCAACUCAAUCCGGGAAGCUAACUCACUCUCUAUCUUCAAAAAACGGCUAAAAACACAUCUUUUCCAAAAGCACUUAACCGGUCAAUAAUAAAAAAAAAAAAAAAAAAAAAUAUAUAUAUAUAUUUACAUUUCUUGUUGCACUUAAAUCUGUUUUGUAUACUAUUAUGAUGAUAGUAAAACUUUGUAAUAUGGCACUUUUUGUACCACUGUCUCCCUAAGAUGAUUCGCUGAUGUUCUUCCUCUUUUGUAAGUCGCUUUGGAUAAAAGCGUCUGCCAAAUGAAUAAAUGUAAAUGUA